AUGGAAUUGAUAUUGAGUAUAAUACAAAAAACUGUUGCACAUAUUUACAGCGCGGAUCAUUUGAAUUAUCAUAUAGAUUAUCCGGAAGGUGCAGGUAUAUUGGAACAGAUUGAAGAAGAACCUAAGACUGAUUUUCAUGCCAAAACACGACGAGAUCAAAUAAAACGGAAAUUACGAAUAGUAUUACCCCACAUUGGUCUUGUAUUACUUUCAACAGCAUAUACAAUUCUUGGUGCUGCCAUAUUCCACCAUUUUGAAAUGCCAUAUGAAGUGCGUAUUCGUAAUGAAACUGCUCAUCGAAUUAAUGCUCUGAAGCAAGAAAUUGUUGAUCAACUAUGGAUGCUCGCACAUGAUGGAAAUAGUACUGGCAAGAUAACAUUCGAGAAUUGGGCUAAAACGGCACAUCUCGGUAUGAAUACUGUAAUACGUGAUGUAUUUAUUGAUUACACGAAGAAUUAUAUGACGCCAGAUGACAUAAUCAAAGGUAUGGGACCAGUAAAAUGGUCAUUUAGUUCCAGUAUAUUUUUUUCAUGGACUGCCAUCACCACCAUUGGCUAUGGUCAUAUCGUACCGCGGACUAGUGAAGGUCGAAUAGCAUGUCUAAUGUAUGCAUUAUUAGGUAUUCCAUUAAUACUGGUCACUAUUGCUGAUAUGAGCCGAUUUCUUUCAGGAAUUUAUGGUUUCAGAAGAAAAAAUUCAAAACCAAAAGCUGUCGCUGCUAAUGAUAUUAUUGGUGCUGGUAAAAAGUUACGACGGUGUAAACGGAAUCAUAUUGAUACAGUUUCAGAAGCCGGCACAUUUGAAGAUAUAUCAGAUAUUCAUACGCAAGAAAGUGAUAAAACACUUUCGGAAGAUACUUGCGCACGAGCGGAUGAAUUAGACGAGUACGAACUUCAUAGAGAGAGACGUGUUUCAGUCUUGUUUGUGCUCGUCAUAAUGAUUGGUUAUACUGCUGGUGGUGCAUGCCUUAUGCAAUUCUGGGAAAAUUGGACUUUUAUGGAGUCGUUUUAUUUCUGCUUCGUUACUGUAACAACGAUUGGUUUUGGAGAUAUUGUACCUCAAAAUGGAGAAUUUUUGCCAGCAACGCUCAUGUAUAUUAUUAUUGGCCUUAUUAUCACAACAAUGUGCAUUGAUUUGGUAGGCAGUGAGUAUAUACGUGAUAUUCAUUUUUAUGGACGAAGUUUGGGACGAAGUUUUAUGACAAUUGGCGGUAAGGUCGUGCAUCUUGGAGAGGUUUUUGGUUAUGUAGCAUUUCUUCAAAAAAAUUACGGUCUUUCACCAGAUCAAAUUAAUAAGUUAGCUCAAUUACCAGAAGAAUAUUUAUUGCAAUGUUUGAUCAAUGGAAAACAGCCUGAUCUAAGUUGGAUCGGUAGUCGUCCUUAUGUGCCACCAGAUAUCUAUUACUUUAAAUGGAUUGAACAUCCACGUACACUUUCUUUCGUAUCUGAAAGAGUAUUAGCAAGCAUGGAAUCACUGGAUCUGAAUACUAGUAAAUGUAGUACAGGUAGAAUUUUGACACCGCGGGAAUAUUAUCAAAGAAUUUUGUUACAAUACUGCCGCCAGAUGCAACCUGAAAAUCAACGUCAAUACUAUGAACGUCAAAAAGAUGUUGAGCAUACGCGAGUAUGA
This is a messenger RNA of Thelazia callipaeda (thelaziosis nematode), 1629 nucleotides long. NCBI's taxonomy places the organism in Eukaryota, Metazoa, Nematoda, Chromadorea, Rhabditida, Thelaziidae. The record is from the annotation of a GenBank genome assembly.